Molecule: messenger RNA, 4560 nt
Organism: Hemicordylus capensis (graceful crag lizard)
Lineage: Eukaryota; Metazoa; Chordata; Lepidosauria; Squamata; Cordylidae
Gene: ESPNL
Product: espin like
Exons: 10
Coding region: 8-3142 (1044 amino acids)
Biological process (GO): actin filament bundle assembly
Cellular component (GO): cytoplasm
Molecular function (GO): actin filament binding
Source: RefSeq, a predicted model, not a curated record
UCCUGAGAUGGGAGACCACAGGGCAAUUUUAGCUGCCAAGGAAGGAGAUUUGACUACCUUGAAGCAGCUGCAUGUAGAUGGUGCUUUGCGUCGGAAUAUCACUGACAGCUUGGGAGCAGGUCUGGUCCAUCAUGCGUCACGAGCAGGCAGGCUGGAGUGCCUCAAGUUCCUUGUACUUCAAGCAAAGCUUCCCAGGAAUCAGAGAGCGAACAAUGGUGCAACUCCAGCACAUGAUGCGGCAGCCAUGGGCAACUUGGCCGAACUGCAGUGGCUGAUCAAAGAUGGAGGGUAUAGCAUGCAGGAACAAGACGCUUCGGGGGCUUCUCCACUCCAUCUGGCUGCUCGCUUUGGACAUUCAGAGGCUGUUGAGUGGCUGAUCCAGGCUGGCUACAAUCCUGCAACAGAGACCCGGGAGGGAGCAGUGCCAGCCCAUUAUGCAGCAGCCAAGGGAGAUCUGACCUGCCUGAAGCUGCUGGUUGCUGCAGACCGAAGUUGUGUGAACAAGCAGACUCAGAGUGGAGCUACCCCGCUGUAUCUUGCCUGCCAGGAGGGCCACCUCCACAUUGUCCAGCUCCUGGUGAAGGACUGUGCAGCGGAUGUGCACCUGAGAGCCCAUGACGGCAUGACAGUACUUCAUGCAGCGGCCUGUGGUGGCCACUAUGCUGUUGUCAUCUGGCUGGUGACCUUCACUGAUGUCAGCCUUACUGCACAGGACGAGGAAGGUGCCACUGCACUCCAUUUUGCUGCCAGAGAGGGACAUGCUGCUAUCGUGGACAGGCUGCUCCUUAUGGGUGCUGAGGUGAUGCUGGACCACUGGGGAGGAACCCCUCUCCAUGAUGCAGCAGAGAAUGGGCAGCUGGAGUGCUGUCAAACGCUGAUCUCCCACCAGGCAGAUCUAGAGGUCCGUGAUGGGGAUGGUUACACUGCUUGGGAGCUGGCAGAAUACAAUGGACACAGGCAGUGUGCGCGUUACCUACAGGAGGCAGAGAAGCUGGCUGGCCAGCAAUGUGACUCUAGCAGUCAGGAGGCUCGAACAGCCGAGACUGAAGCAACGAGGUCACAGAGAAGCAGUAAAUAUCACAUACCAGCAGUGAGACAAGACUGCCUAAAGAUACUGAGUGAUGACACCACAGUCAUGGAGAAUGGCCAGACCCAACAGCCAAUGAGAUAUCUUCAGGCAAAUGUAAGCCAUAAGCCAGGCACACAGAAAGCAGCUAACAGCACUUUCCAGGAAGCACCCUCUCCAAAGACUUUCAGCAGGGUGAAACCCAGUGAAUCCGACAAAUCACCAAUAGCUGAACUGAAGAUCAACAAAUCUCUUCAGAAGGCCAGGAUCACAGCAUUGUUCGCAAACUCGGGUGAGAAGACAGAGCCACCAGACACAAUGGUGCCCAAGAAACUCCUUUCAAUGCUGGAUGAGCUGGGAACAUCGGACAUCGAUGCACUGGUGCCUACUCAUGAUGAGCAAGGUUGUUCCAUCCCAGAGUGGAAGCGGCAGGUGAUGGUGAGGAAAUUGCAGGCCCAGCUGGCAUCUGAAGAAGGGAUGGACAAGAAGAACAAAGGAAGCUGCCCACUGCUGGAGAUGCAUGACUGGCAGUACUCUCAGGCACACAAUGCCAUCCUAGGCCCCUAUGGGGAGCUCCUGACAGAGGAUGAUCUCCUGUACUUGGAGAAGCAGAUUGAGAAACUGCAGAUAAAGAAGAAGUGCCAGGAGUGUCGGAGCGAGCUAGGCCGCCUGACUGAGGAGCUGCAGACAGUUCUCCCUGCUCCACUCAUCAACAUCACAGUAAACAGGCAAUUCUUGCAGCAGAGCUCUGAGGAUGACAACCAGGAACUCCCGGCCUGGUGUAGCCAGGUGUCUGGAGUGGUAAAAAGCAUGUCCCUGUUGCUCACCAACCUCAACAUCAUGAAGAAAGAGGGAGAGAAUGACAACCCAGCUCCCAAGGUACUUCUUAAAGCAAGCGACCCCAGGCGUUUUUCAGGAGGCACUGCCGAGAGAGAGAUCCUGGAGUGUGGAGUCUCUGUAAGGGAUCUGAGGGACAAUUUUGAAAAACAAGCUCUCAUGGGGCAAUGCAAACCCCUUGAGCUCCAAAGGCUGAAGGCCAUGCCUUGGGAACAUGAGACUGGCGAGGAGGCAAUCUCUCAGAUGCUUUCAGGUAUUUGCAAGGGCAAGAAACAAUUAGCCUGUGAAGAACAUGAGUUUGGAGACAUGGAGAAUGCCAGCGACUCUGGCAUCAGCUGUGAGGAAGCCUUCUCUGACGUGAGUGGAUCUCCUGUCUCCACAGCCGAGUCUAGCACCCUCCGAAAGGAACGUAUUGUGCUGCUUUUUCUAAGCCACUGGAAGAAAUCUGCCUAUACUCCCUCCUUGAAAUUCGUGGCCAAGAAGACUCUAGAUGCCCAACAGCCUGGAAAAUUCGGAUUGGCAGAGGUUAUGUCAGAGGCCAGGAAGCAGCAGGGCCCUAUGCAGAAGCCUUUGGUGGAACCAAGCAAACUUGGCCAUCUAGUUCAGCAGAGCUACACCAUCAAGAAUCUGAUCAGCCACUGGAAAGACAUAAUCUCUCUUGUGCCCUCUCGGCAAAUCAGGCGUCUCAGUCACCGGCACACAAUCUAUUCUCCGGAACAGUUCCUGCCCUAUGUUAAUGGCAAGCCUGUUCAUUACAACAGCUUAACUCUUGACCUCUUUAUGCUUGGCUAUUUCCAUAUCCUCGAGCUGGAUUUAUCUGCAGAAGAACGUAAGACAAGACAUCUCCUUUGCUUUGAAGUGUUUGAUCACUUGGGUAGGUAUCAAUGGGAAACAGUACGUGCCUUUCACAAGGCAGUGGUUGAUGAAAUAGCUGCAGGCAGAAGAGGCUGGAAAGAUAGUUUUGAGGACAUUAAAAUCCGAUUUUUUGCUAAGAACAAGGAAGCAACCAAGAACAUGGAACCCAAAAGGACAUCAGUGGAAACAGAUAUGAAAUCAGUGUCCCAAGCUCGGGUCCAGUAUGUAGAUCCUGAACAGGGGGAUCAAGUCCCAGGAAAAUGCUUUGAAGUAGGGAGCUUUAGCAAUGAUGAAAUCUGCAGAUACAUUGAAAGGAGCUUUGCUUUCUGGAAAGAAAAAGAAGCAGAAAUCUUCAACUUUGAAGAGUCGCGGGCUUUUCAUUAGCAGUCUUUAUUUAUGAACAGAAGCCUAAAGAUCCAAAGCAACCAGAGGGACCUGAUGGCACUAAGAUGUCUGUCUUAUUCCUUGGAUGUUGCAUGGGAAAAGCAGACAUAAGCUGUUCAUUUUUGUGAAUUGUUAGAAAUGCUUGCAAGAUUCAUGAAUGGCUGCAUGUAACAAAUCCUAGUGACGAGUUCUCUGUUGCAAAGCACCCUCAGGAGAAGGGAUGAGUGGGAAGGAAGUGUUUAACCCAUGCACUGCCAGAGUUGCCCCCAUCCACCCACCCGCCCACAACCACAAAGUCUCCCAGCUGCUUUUACUCUUGCCAAUGUUCUGGACCUGUGGUUUUUUGUGAAUAUGGGUCUGGAGCCCUGUAAGGGUAGAAGCAACUUGGGAAGGGGAGUUCAAGUUGGGAAGGGGAAGUUCAAGAAAAAAUGGGCUAGCAGAAGAAGGGUAAAGCACUCUUUCUCAACUCUGCCUCCAUUUCAAAAGAGGAGAAGGAGCUGUCACAGCAACUGUAGUGUAAUGCGUUCUUUGCCCCUAAGUUGGAGUUAUGCAGGACAUACAGAAUUAGGCACUCUUUUCAUAUUGAUUUUUCUGACAUUUGUUUUUCAAUUAUGCUAGGACAUAGCCUGAAGUUAUAUCUUGGUAGCUUAUGAAUUGUCAAUAUGUACCUGUUCUUCUCCCAAAUACACAUUUGACCAAUACCCAUUCAAAAGGUGAUCAUUAUCCAAGCAUGUGUCUGAAAGUUAAAUUAAUUUGCUUACAUACCAUGCAGCACCCCACCAGUUCAAAAGCGAGAGCCUGUACUGAUUCUUUCUGAUUCUAAGUCACGUCCAUGCUGUUUCUGAACUUGGAGAGGCUCUGUGGCAACUAAGAAUUGCUUUGGCGUUGACGCAACGCUUCUCCAUUAGGAAAAAUGGGAGAGACAUUGUUUCAAUGUUGAUGUGAUUCUUAGCUGUCAUGGAGCCGCCCCAAGCUCAGAAACAGUGCAGAGUCAGCUUAGAAUCAGACAGAACCGGAGCAGGUGUCCCACUCUUGGAUUGGUGGGGCACUCUGUGCAGUAUAUAGGCUAUCUUGUAUAUGACUAUCCACUAAUUACAAGGAUACUUAUUUUUUAGGUUUUUCCUAGCAUGUGUCUUGGGCCAAUUAAUUUGUGUAUUUCUCAUGUGGUAUAGUCCUUGUGCAGGGAUUAUGCCAUCUUACUUUUGUUAAGAGGUGAGAAUUCUAAAGCAUUGCUCUUAGUAACCUCUUCUGACCACUAGAGGCAUUAUGAGAUGUUAAUAGGUCUGUCUUAGUCAGUUAGAACUGUUCAGUUGUUGUUGAAGGCUAGUGCCUGUUUGUGUAUGUUGUUAAAUUACUCUCUCUCUCAGUAUGAGAUGUUUUAGUUUCUUAAUAAAUCUUUAUUUGUUUUUUGAACUCAA